UACUUCCGUUAUUGGAAAACACCAUGCAUUUAUUGCAUUGCUUCAAUUUGAUUCAGCAAAAUUAUAUAAGCAACGACAGUUACUUAGUCCUUGUGAACAGUGAUUUGAACUUUGACGUUCCUAUCCUCAGGCUCAACUAUAAGAAGCCGAUAUCAACUACUAACCUUUUUCAGAGAAAAUUCGACUUCUACCUCAUCGAUUGUAAGGCGGUGUAUUUCAAAAGUUUCACGGAAACGAUCAGUUCACAGCCUUUCUUCAGCUCAGCCUCCCAUUUCAUAUUUUUUUGCGAUGAUUUGAAGUUAGAGACGCUGCUUUCUCUAAGGCGCUUCGAAAUUUUGAAUAUGAUAUUCUUGAACACCUCAUCUGGAGAUAUCCUGAGUUAUUUUCCAUAUAGAAAACGUAUGUUUCAACAGUUCGAUACUAGCCUGGAAGUUAUUGGUCAUUGCAAUCGAACGGAGAGUCAACCAUUUGUUCAACUAUUUCCCAACAAGAUACCGAAGAAAUGGACCAACACGACUUUGAACAUCAUGCAUUCGUUCGCUCCACCAUAUUGUAUGGGUGUUGGAGAUGAAACUGGAAUAGAGCUGGAUACGCAAGUUUUAAUUUUGGAGAGACUAGGAAUGAAAGCAAAUUUCACUAAAGUGAAUAUUCCUGAAUUUGGGAAAAGGCGAUUGAUAAUGAAGAUUCUGAGGGAAGAUUACUGUGACUUCAUAAUCGGGGUUAGUUCUCCUACUUUAUAUUUCGAAUCUACCAUGCCCUACAUAUACGAUGACCUCAUGUGGUAUGUGCCUAGUGCCCAGGUACUGUCAAAGUGGAAAUUUCUUAUUGGCGUCCUCAAUAAAUUUGUUUGGUUGUGGUGGACGAUUUCUUCAGCAUUAGCUAUCGUAUCUUUAUAUAUAAACGAUCUCUUCUUGCGUGGAAAAUGGCGUCCCAAAUUCCUUCUACAUAAAUUCUGCAUCUUCUACAGGCUUUUCUUGGAGCAAGCCGUGAGUUUUCGUACCAAGUAUUUGUCAGAAUUAACCUUGAUCGUGGUACUCAUAUUUGGAACUCUCAUGAUGAAUAUGAUAUACAAGAGUAGAUUUUUCUACUUUCUCACUACCAUUCGUUUCGAGGAUGAUUUGAAUUCCUUGGAGGAUAUUAUGGAUCAUGGUAUGACGAUUGGGUUCUUGAACUGGCAUAGAAGGCUUUUCCAUGAAAAUAAACGCUUGACAUCCUAUCUAGCGACCCACUAUCAGUCGUGCAAUAUGCAGGCAAACUGCUCAGAUCAGGCAGCAUACGACAGAAAUCUGGCUGUGCUGAGACCAAAAAUCAAGAUGACCUAUUGGACCAAACGAUAUUUAGAUCAGAAGGGAAGGCCGUUGCUGAAGAGGCUCGAAGAUCCAGUGGCGGAUUUGUUCUGGGUUGCCGCUUUUUUUCCUGGACAUCCUCUGUUCCCCUCCGUGAACCAAUAUGUUCUUUAUCUGAUGCAAUUUGGUAUCAUGGAUAAAAUACUCGCAAAAUAUUCGGACGAGGUUUACAAACAAGACAAUCUCCCAGAGACGCGUAGACUGACAAUAAGUCAUGUUCAGGUUCCCAUUUUGAUUUGGGCUGUUGGAAUGAUUGUUGGAAUAAUGUUCUUAAUUGUUGAAAUCAAGUGGAAAUAUGUUAAAAAGAGGACCGAAGCUAUUGGUUCAAAGUUAGUUUUUACUUGAACUUUU
Messenger RNA from Coccinella septempunctata (seven-spotted ladybird), 1697 nucleotides. RefSeq lists its product as uncharacterized. The transcript has a single exon. The record is from RefSeq and is a predicted model, not a curated record. Lineage: Eukaryota; Metazoa; Arthropoda; Insecta; Coleoptera; Coccinellidae. The coding region runs from base 24 to 1691 and encodes 555 amino acids.